Esox lucius (northern pike) is the source of this 2738-nucleotide messenger RNA. It is a transcript of the gene gpd1l, whose product is annotated as glycerol-3-phosphate dehydrogenase 1 like. The record is from RefSeq and is a predicted model, not a curated record. Gene Ontology annotation, cellular component: cytosol; glycerol-3-phosphate dehydrogenase (FAD) complex. Gene Ontology annotation, molecular function: NAD binding; protein homodimerization activity; glycerol-3-phosphate dehydrogenase [NAD(P)+] activity. Gene Ontology annotation, biological process: carbohydrate metabolic process; glycerol-3-phosphate catabolic process. The coding region runs from base 450 to 1505 and encodes 351 amino acids. Lineage: Eukaryota; Metazoa; Chordata; Actinopteri; Esociformes; Esocidae. The transcript has 8 exons.
CUCUCUAUUACAAUUAGCUUUAAUUACAUAGCUCAAUCUAAAAAAGAAAAUAUAAUGUUAUAAACAGGCUAAUAAUAUGUUCACAAUAUUGAAUCCGGAUUUGUUUUUGCCCAUAUGUUAGGUUUAUUGUUUAUUAAGUAUAUGAACUAACACAGACACAUACGAAUGCAUUGGUUUUAACACUGCAGCAUUUCUCUAAGGACAUAACAUAUCAAAGCACCAUGUAGCUAGUUGCAUGCUACUGGAAAACAAAUUCAGUUAACACAAACAACUUCAAAUCCCAUAAUGCUCCAGUGCGGCAACUCCUUGAUGACGAUGACAUUUACAAAAAUCUAGUCCGUAGCCUAGUGGUGCUGUUCUGUUAGAUACACCCUCAUACAGUACCAAUAUCUCUGUAAUCAAUACAUUUUGAACAUUUCCAUCUCCAAAACAUUUAAGAAACAUAUCCAAUGGCGGCGCCUUUAAAAGUGUGCAUUGUCGGCUCUGGAAACUGGGGUUCGGCCAUUGCCAGGAUUGUUGGUGGAAAUGCCCGGACCCUGCAGCGCUUCGCCACCACGGUCAAAAUGUGGGUGUUUGAGGAGAACGUGAACGGCAGGAAGCUCACUGACAUUAUCAACACAGACCACGAGAACGUCAAGUACCUGCCUGGAUACAAACUGCCGGACAACGUGGUGGCCGUACCCCACCUCCGGGACGCAGCUGAAGGAGCCGACUUGCUGGUGUUCGUGGUUCCUCACCAGUUCAUCAGGGGGCUGUGUGAUGAGAUGGUAGACUGUGUGUCCAGGACAGCCCGGGGGAUAACACUCAUCAAGGGGAUAGAUGAGGGACCGGAGGGCUUGAAGCUCAUCUCUGACAUCAUCCGAGAGAAGAUGGAUAUAGACGUCAGUGUUCUAAUGGGGGCUAACAUCGCCAAUGAGGUGGCGGCGGAGAACUUUUGUGAGACCACCAUUGGUAGUAAGUCUAUGGAGAACGGCCUUCUCUUCAAGGAGCUCCUUCAGACGCCGAACUUCAGGAUCACCGUGGUGGACGAUGCGGAUACCGUAGAGCUCUGUGGAGCCCUGAAGAACAUCGUGGCGGUGGGAGCCGGGUUCUGUGACGGGCUGCGCUGUGGCGACAACACCAAGGCGGCCGUGAUCCGGCUGGGACUCAUGGAGAUGAUUGCCUUCGCUAAACUCUUCAGCAAGGACGGGGUCGUGUCCUCUGCCACCUUCCUGGAGAGCUGCGGCGUCGCUGACCUCAUCACGACCUGCUACGGGGGACGCAACCGUCGCGUGGCCGAGGCGUUCGCCAAAACCGGGAAGACCAUUGAGGUUCUGGAGCAGGAGAUGUUAAACGGACAGAAGCUCCAGGGUCCGGCCACUUCCGCUGAGGUCUACCACAUUCUCAAAGAGAAGGGCCUCGUGGACAAGUUCCCCCUGUUCGCGGCUGUGUAUCAGAUCUGCUUCGAGGGAAGGCCAGUGCGUGAAAUGAUCUCCUGCCUACAGAGCCACCCGGAGCACCUGUGAGUGCCAUGUGUGCUAGGCUAUCCCCAGAGAACCAGCAGGGAUGGAUAGAGGACUCUACUGGGAGGAAGCAUGGUCUAGCAUGGACAUCGCCACUGAAGGAAUUCACCGUUUUAAUGUAGUCCACCCGGUGGGACUUCCCACUUCAUUGGCUGAUCCCACCCGAUGGGAUCAGCCAAUGAACUGUUCUGGAAAUCACUACAGCAUGGCCUAAAUGACACUGCCCACGUCACACACAGAAGCUACAAUGGGAAAUACACGCAGACGAGACGUCUACAGAAUCAUGGGGUUAGCGCCUCUCCAGUGGCUCAGCUCUGAGCUCCGCCCGUAAGGCAGCUGUUGUCUCCACAAGGUCCGAACCGACGCCAUUUUGUGCCGCCCUAACCCACCCUUUUUCCUGACCUCAUGUCAGAGAGAACCUAACACCCUCUUGCUAAUCUCCCCCUGAGACUGACAGUUUCUCUUUUCUGUCGUGACAUUCCGGGGCCAGCUACAGUCUAACACCGCAUAUAAGACUGCCCCCUUGUGGAUGAUGGCAAGACAUUUCAGUAACAAAGUAGGACAACACUGUUUUUAUUAUUUUAUGAUAGUUUUUUUUGUAAUUUUUGGAUCUCUCCACACCCUGUAGGUUUGUCCUGUCUGUGAGUUCUGUGUCAGCGAUGUGGGGCAGCAGGUCACCAUGCAGUUAGAGGGUUGGGCCCAGUCAUUAAAGGGUGUCCAGUUUGAAAUCCCAAACCGACAAGGUGAACAAUCUGCCGUUGAGCAAUUGUAAUUGCCCAUACAUUAAACUAGACAACUAAAUUAUUCCAAAUGUCAACAUAGUAAAACAGGGACCAAACGUUGCACAACAGAAACUAUAACAACUGGGAUCAACUCAUAACAUGUUUUUUGUUUCUAUCGGGUAGUUAUUUACACACCUGUUGUUGAGUCUGAAUAGGCCCCUGAUUAGAAGGUACCAAGCUAUUGCGUCCCUCUAAGACCAAAGUUAUAUGGACUUGUGUAACAGUUUUGUUGUGUGAAAGGAAUGAGCCUCAUGUGUUGCUAAGUCCUCACAAUGACAUAUCUACGGGUACGAGCUAGUGUCCUUCAUUUCUGUGGAACCUAAAUUACCUCUGAUGUUACCAGCCAUCCAUUAGGGCUCAAAUGUGGCUCUGUAGGUCAAUCUGCAACUUUUUGUGUUGUCAUUUUGUUAUGCAGGGAAGAAUAGAUUAUGCUAAUUGGGGGGGGGGGGGGGGG